Messenger RNA from Opisthorchis viverrini, 2324 nucleotides. RefSeq lists its product as hypothetical. Gene Ontology annotation, biological process: activation of GTPase activity. The coding region runs from base 36 to 2324 and encodes 762 amino acids. The transcript has 2 exons. NCBI's taxonomy places the organism in Eukaryota, Metazoa, Platyhelminthes, Trematoda, Opisthorchiida, Opisthorchiidae. Gene Ontology annotation, molecular function: GTPase activator activity. The record is from RefSeq and is a predicted model, not a curated record.
UGUAUGAAUGAGACUCUUGAAGAACACACGAGUAGAUGCUGAACAGUCGUCCGGUGCCCCGCUCCAUCCAGAUCAGCAAAGGAAGAGAUUUGAAUUCGGGCUUUUCCGAGCAGGGAGUCGAUUGUGCACGAAGUUACGGAUUCCCCGCCGUAAACUUGUGGGAUUUCAACAGUACCCGCACCGAUAACAGUGAAGUCGAGAUGAAUUGCUCUCAGGGUCAGGUUGCAAACGGUCCGAAUGGGUUACUAGAACACGUUGGAAACCUAACGGAGUUAUCACACACAACCAGUAACUACGAGCGUGAUUGGAUCCGAUUGUUCGAACCAGUUGUGACAAAUGAUGACGAGGGCAGUGAUGAGUCUCGGAGCCAGCUAGAGAGAGAGAACACCACUGUUUCCCUGGACGAUCUGCGUAAACAUGCUGUGGAAGGAGAACUAAGAAAAUGCUGUUUUCGUAGCGUUUGUUGGCGUAUUUGCUUGGGACUUCUGCCUUUGGACACCGAAUUGUGGCAUCCAACAUUGCAAGAGCAACGUAAACAGUUUCGAAAAAUCAACGCUUGUGCCAACGAUGAUCCGCGUUUCACCAAUGCACUCGAUCACCCACUCGCUUUGGAACACUCAAGCCGGUGGAAACAUUUCUUCCGCAUGCGUGAAAUCCGACAACUAAUAGUGCAAGAUGUGGACAGAACAUUUCCAAAUAUUCACUACUUUCGUGAUCCUGAUGUUCAGCAAGCCAUGAUCAAUAUUCUCCAAUGUUACACCGAGGCAACCGGGUUCGAUUAUCAACAAGGAAUGCAUGAGAUACUGGCUCCAAUCUGUUUUGUCCUUCAUUGGGAUUCUAUUGCCUAUCAACGUGUGUGUGAACAAAAUCAGAUAUCUCUACCAUUACGAAAGCAUUUAGCCGCAGUCUUAGAUCAUCGUUUUAUGCAAGCCGAUGCAUUCACCAUCUUUCUGCGCGUGAUGACCACCAUUCAAAAAUGGUACACUUGCGAACAAAGCACCCCUGUCAGUAAUCCAUCAUCCCCAGUGGAUACGAUCUCAUCUCCUCUGUCCUCUUCCACUUGGAUAUCUACACCAAAGUUAAAUCCUGCAGUCGCAUUUCUAAACGAUUUGCAUAACCGUUUGUUGAAGAACCUUGAUCAGAAACUGUACUGUCAUUUGAAAGCUUUAGAUAUUCACCCGGCACUCUUUGGUCUCAGAUGGAUUCGUUUGUUAUUCGGACAUGAGUUCGAAUUGCAUGACCUUCUCUACGUCUGGGAUUGUAUAUUUGCAGUGGACAACAGUUUUGCUUUUGUACGUUAUGUGUAUGUGACCAUGUUGAAACAUCUGAGUCCGAUGUUAUUGUCCAGAGACUAUUCCGACUGUCUGUUUCUACUGAUGCGUUUCCCGAGUGAUGUGGACAUUACCCGAAUCAUUCAGAAUGCGCUAAACCUUUACAAUCCAACAAUGUUCCCACUUGCAGACUCAACUGACCCGGUCGGUGCAAUCUCACCCAAGUCCGAUUCAGACAUUUCCCAAAAGACCCUCACUGCCCAAACCACUCCUCGAAGAAAAGGCAAAUCCUUUGUGAGACGCUGGACAUUGUUGAAGGCACCCAACUUGGAGUCUAUGGCUGAGAAUUCGAGAAGUGCUACAAAUCUGAAUGCGGCCAACUGGACCAACAGUGAACCUGGAUGGCAUUCCGAACAGCCAACACCCAACAUAGGUAGCCGUCAGAUGAUUGAUCCUCCCCUUGUCCCCCGCGGGUCCAUUACCUCACUGUCCAAUACGACAACUGAUACUAAGCCGGAUCACAUCGAGCGCAUCUAUCGUCAGUGUGUACAGGCUUUGGAAUCAUGCAGUGCCCAUGUGGACGUGUUGUUAUGCCGGUCUCUGGAUGAAAUCAAUAACGCACGGGAAACAACAUAUUUGACCGACGGUUCUUUUGCUCCAGCUACUCAGUGUGAACGCCUUCAUCUGAUCAAAUUUGAACUUCGUCGUGCUCAGCAGAUGCUGGAUGCAAUCAUAUCCGAAGUGGGUAACGAUAUCCGUUCUCCUCUAGUUCAGCGUCGGAUAAUCCCAGGGGGAAGUUCUGGAAAUCUGGGACGUCCACACAAGACCGUUUCCCGUUUAGCGACGGAUCAAUCAGAUGCGGCUUCUUCCCUUGCUUCAGAUGUGGAUGGAAACCUACCAGGUCACAUUCAGCAUGGCCAGGAGAACGGUCUGGGGAUACCGCCAUCUGAUCAGCAUGGUUCAGAUGCUGUGAAAUGUAAAAACAUCGGGGCUCCGGGUUCAUUUGUUCGACUUCAAGUUUUGCGAAAUAAAAAAAAGGUUUCUCUUUCCUAG